CGCGAUCUAGGAUCCCCCACCCCUCGCUGUGAGGGGAAAUUCCAACGACUUCCGGCUCAGUCAGGUCGUGGCACCGUCGUAAAAUUCCAUCGAAACCCAGUAAAUGGCUGUUGCGGAGUAGAGCGCCAUGGUCCUCAAACAAUGAGACCGCCAUGGACUCGAUAACACAAACUGCCUCUGGUACUGAGGUGACCCAUAAGGCGGAACUUAUCUGCAGUGUUUCACAAAGAACCCCCCUACGUGUGACAUGUCACUGUGCUGCCCACUACGCUUCAUGAAUAACGAACCAUGAUUCGGGAGGACCAUCCUUCUGAACUCAUCGAAUGCUCGAAUGCCGACUUUAUCCAAACAUAUUUUCAACGAAACUUCCUUGAUGAUACAUUGGUGGAUAGCAUAGUAGAAAAGUUGAGGGGUGGUAAUGUCCUGUUGAAGAAUGGUUGGCCCGAUCUUCGCGUUGAAAACGACACGUUCGCACCUCUCUCCAGAGUCGCUUCGGCCAUUGCAAAGGUCGCCGAGUCCUGCGGUGUUAAGGAAAAGCGGAACUUUUGGGUUGUGUCGAACCCCACGAAAGCGGGCGAGUUCGACACUAUGGGAUAUCGACAUUUCCCUGAUGUGCGAUGUGUUAGCAACGACACAAAAAUCCAGCUUUGCUGCCCCGAACGCGUAGCCAACAAAAAUGCCAGUAACCAUAUACAACCCGAUGAAGAAAACGAAGGACGAUUCUCUCGUGCGGCUCACAAUGUAUCUGUAUUGGGGGAACUAAAGCCCCACGACGCGAAGGCCACAGCUCAGGACGUCAGUCUCGUGGCACCUCUACUUCCAUGGUUAACUCCCUUUUUCUCCUCAGGAUGAGAAGAAACUUCUCUUCGCAGCCAAUGAAAUCAUGUUUGAUGAUCCGACCAGGCGAUUCAUAUUUGGGUUCACCAUAGAGGCGACAACGAUGCAGAUUUGGUUCUUCUGCCGAUCGCACAUUGCCAGGUGCGAGAAGUUCAACUACCAUCAGGAACCACGACCAUUCAUUAAAUUCCUGUUGGCGGUAAUGUUUGGCAGUCGGGAGCAGCUUGGUUGGGAUCCUACGGUAACACGACUUUCGAAAACGGUGAACGGUUCGAAUAUAAUCGGUUACGAGUACAAGAUCGGUCGCAGAACAUUUCACACUAUCGGAAACCCAAUCUCUGAACUUUCAGCAUAUCAUCUUGUUUCCCCAGCGACGCGAGUCUGGAAAGUAGUCACCCAGACUGGGACAUCUGGUUCGAUGUAUGUGCUCACCGACGUUCGGCCAUACAAGGAUGCCAAGCUCGAGAAGGAAAUUCUGGACGAUAUGUUCGACAAGUUGGCCAAGGUUGACAAGGAGAAUAGCAGAAAUGGCACACCUACCACGCAUGCAGAGGCCGCGAAGCCCUUCUUCCUCACUAUCUUGGAGGAUGGGCCCGUGGCAAACACUGAGGGCGAGAACGACGUCACUGUGCUCCCCCCUACUUAUCAGCAGGUCCAGUGGACUGAUGCCCAACAAUUGUGCAUAAGGUUUAGCUCGAGAGACCUCAUCAGCGAUGGUCUUCCUUUGCCCGACCCGUAUAAGCUCCAUGUUCGUCGGUUUGAGAGACGGAAACAUGUACGCCGUUUGGUGAAGGAGAUCUGCGAGAGCGUAUAUGAAUUGACUGACAUGCUGCAGUUUAUCAAGUGCAUGAAAGAUGUACUCCGAGGUCUGUUCUACCUGCGCUUGGCUGGGUAUGUCCAUCGUGACGUCAGCCCUGGAAACUGCCUGUUCCAUCUGAACCAAGGCAAAGUGUCCGAUGUGGAAUUCGGAAAGCACGAAUCAAGUUGUACGGUUCAUGAUCCCAUCACGGGAACAAAGGAAUUUAUGGCUGUGGAAUAUGCCGAUGGCAAUUAUCUAUAUGUCUCUCAACUAGCACCUCACCUCCGGACUGGUCCCUCCAGGAUAUUGUCACUCCCAUCGCUCUCAAUAGACGUUGACAGACGUGUUAUCUUCAACUACUACCAUGAUGUGGAGUCCGUAGCAUGGAUUUAUCUAUGGUUUCUCCAUAAUCGGUUUCCGUCGUCCAUCCACAAAGCAUUGACACCGAACAAGCGGGCUGAGCUACGGAAGCUUUACGAAGAGAGCAGUCGGUACUUUUGGGCUGUAUCGGUCUGGAGGGCGAACGUCGUCACGGGCAUAUCGUCGAUACUCACGGAACUCGCGAGACGUUUUAUUAGUCUCUAUGCAGGGAAUGAAGAAUUGGUAAUGCCGCUUGCGCUGUUUGAGGACCUGCGAGAAGCAUACGAAAACCUCGAGAAGGAACCUCAGGAACCUCGCACACAGGAUCCUUGUUUCCAUUGGCCGAGAUCCUUAUUUUCUCUCAAAUUAUACGAAACCUACAUUGCCUGUUUCCAGGAGAUACUUGAUAAACAGAACAGUCGGGGUAUCUUCACUAUUCCAGUCAAAGCCACUUGUAUAUUGUUGGAGUCUGAGUAAUAGCGCAGGUGCUGCACAAUAGGCCAGAUGCCUGAGCCCUACUUGGAGUCUGACUCAAAUGCAAGAACAUAAGUUACGCUCCGAUUGCUGUGCGGUUACCUCGGCUCUCUCGGAGUACCAUGGCCCC
Molecule: messenger RNA, 2600 nt
Organism: Marasmius oreades (fairy-ring Marasmius)
Lineage: Eukaryota; Fungi; Basidiomycota; Agaricomycetes; Agaricales; Marasmiaceae
Exons: 4
Coding region: 884-2473 (529 amino acids)
Biological process (GO): protein phosphorylation
Molecular function (GO): protein kinase activity
Source: RefSeq, a predicted model, not a curated record